Molecule: messenger RNA, 525 nt
Organism: Seriola dumerili (greater amberjack)
Lineage: Eukaryota; Metazoa; Chordata; Actinopteri; Carangiformes; Carangidae
Product: ankyrin repeat domain-containing protein 66-like
Exons: 3
Coding region: 1-507 (168 amino acids)
Molecular function (GO): protein binding
Source: RefSeq, a predicted model, not a curated record
AUGACCGAGUUGCACCAAGCUGCAGCAGCAGGCGAUUUUGACCAAGUUGAGGAGAUUCUGAGACAAAAUAAAUGCAAUCCCAACCAGAGAGACAUCGACUGGAGCUACAAGACACCUCUUCACUGGGCAGCGGCUAAAGGACAUACAGAAACGGUCAGGAUCCUCAUUGAUCAUGGAGCUAGGCCGUGUCUGAGGACGGAGCACGGAUGGACUCCUGCCCACUUUGCUGCAGAGUCUGGCCAGCUGGCCGUGCUGCGGCUGCUCCACUCCCUCCAUGCUCCUGUAGACAAGGAGGACUGCUGUGGAGACAAACCAGCGCGGAUAGCCGAAAUAUAUGGACACCAGGACUGCGUUCAAUUCCUUAAGAAAGCAGAGAUUGAGUGCCAGGCCUUACGCAAGAUGGCAACCCAAAAAGGGAUUUUAAUGGAGGACACAGAUGAGGAGUGGGCAGAACAGGGCAAAGAAAAUGAAGAAAACAGGACCUCUCAAAGCAACAUUCAGGUGUAGGCUUAACUCACCUUACAC